AUGGGUCUAAAAACUUUCACACACAACUCGCCAGUCCACAGUCAGGAGCUUCUGGGAAAGUUAAAUAAAUUACGCAACGAAGGGCAUUUCUGUGAUGUGACAAUUCGGGUCCAAGACAAGGUCUUCAGGGCCCACAAAGUGGUCCUUGCUGCUUGCAGUGAAUUCUUCAGGGCAAAACUUGUAAACCAAUCGAAUACAGAUGAGUGCAUUUUGGAUUUGAAUCAUGUAACUGUCAGUGGAUUUUCUCCAUUGCUGGAGUAUGCAUAUACUGCUACACUUGCCAUAAAUACAGAGAACAUUAUUGAUGUCUUGGCUGCUGCUAGUUAUAUGCAGAUGUUCCAUGCAGCCAAAACCUGUUCAGAGUUCAUGAAAUCAAGUAUCCUGUGGAAUACAAGCAGUAAUCUGACACGGUCUGUUCCUUUACUUCCUCAAGAGAACAGUAGUGCUUGCAUCGUUCAGUCUCAUGAUGACAACCUAUCUCCAGUAUCUUCAGAAUGCAGUUCUGUUGAGAAAUGUAAGCCCAGGGAAUCUCGCAGAAAACAGAAGAACUUCAUUAUGAUGUCUCCAGAGAGUCCCACCGAAUCUGCUGCACAGCCCAACUGUUCUCAAGUUGUGAACCCCUCGGUGGCUUUCUCAGACAAUAGGACCCAGCAACCUGUGGACUCAUCACUGUCAUUUCAGUGGACACACCCUGUGGGUGCUGAGUGUCGGACUCUCAGCGAAAAAGCAAAGUCAACGGAAAGUGUGAGGGUCGUGGAACAGCCCAUAAACACUGAGGUGACGGGGCGGGUGCCCGAGUACACCGCCUGUGAAAGUACAAAAGCAACGUCACCCCCUAUACUAGAAGAUGAUGUGAGGAUCAAAGUUGAAAGGUUGAGUGAUGAUGAAGGCCAUGACCUUGUAUCACAGCCUGUCAGUGCAUCACAGAGUUCACUUAGUGACCAUCAAACUGUACCAGGAAGUGAACAGACUCAGGAGGAUUUAUUGAUUAGUCCCCAAUCAUCUUCUAUUGGUUCAGUAGAUGAAGGAGUUACAGAAGGGCUGCCAACACUUCAAGGCACUUCCAAUGCCAACAAUCACCCCGAUGAUGAUGACAGGCUAGAGAGUGGGCAGUAUUCCUACCAGCUCUACAUAAACCCUUCCACAAGUGGCACAGAAAGACCCUGUCCAAAUGGUCCUAAUAAGCCUUUUCAGUGUCCUACAUGUGGUGCUAGGUUCACGCGCAUCCAAAACCUCAAACAGCACAUGCUUAUUCACUCAGGUAUAAAACCCUUUCAGUGCGACAGAUGUGGGAAAAAGUUCACAAGAGCAUACUCCUUAAAGAUGCAUCGUCUGAAGCAUGAAGGCAAGCGAUGUUUCCGAUGCCAGAUUUGCAGUGCAACGUUUACUUCCUUUGGGGAAUAUAAACACCAUAUGCGAGUUUCAAGACACAUUAUCCGAAAGCCAAGGAUCUAUGAGUGCAAAACAUGCGGAGCCAUGUUUACUAAUUCUGGAAACCUAAUUGUGCACCUGAGGAGCCUGAACCAUGAAGCAUCUGAAUUAGCUUCCUAUUUCCAGAGCAGUGACUUCAUAGUGCCAGACUACCUGAAACAGGAGCAAGAAGAAGCCCUCGCUCAUUAUGACAUUGAGGACAGUGGUUUUGAUAACAACUCGGCAGUGCAAAUGCCUGUCAUCUCACAGGUAUCCUCCACACAGAACUGCGACAGCGCAUUUCCCCUUGGGCACUUGGCUGGACUGAUGAACAAAGAUGAUGAAAUAAUAGAAGAGCAGAAAACAAAUGGUUCCGAUGUAAAUGGAAUCCUUGGGGUAAGGGAAGAUCUGCAUAAGAGGGGCUCUCCAGAGGAAGGACCUCAUAUCCUUUAUAGCUAAAUUAAACCUGGUAGUUAAACUUCUGUUCUUUUG
Messenger RNA from Mobula hypostoma (lesser devil ray), 1902 nucleotides. Its product is annotated as zinc finger and BTB domain-containing protein 44-like. NCBI's taxonomy places the organism in Eukaryota, Metazoa, Chordata, Chondrichthyes, Myliobatiformes, Myliobatidae. The record is from RefSeq and is a predicted model, not a curated record. Gene Ontology annotation, biological process: regulation of transcription by RNA polymerase II. The coding region runs from base 1 to 1869 and encodes 622 amino acids. The transcript is spliced from 5 exons. Gene Ontology annotation, molecular function: protein binding; DNA-binding transcription factor activity, RNA polymerase II-specific; RNA polymerase II cis-regulatory region sequence-specific DNA binding.